CUUCUCCUUCCCCUUCCGUGUGCAUCCCGGCUUCCUCUAGCUCCGCCCUCGACGCCAACCCCACCAAUCCGCCGCCUCCAUGCCCUCCCCUUCCUCCCCGGCCUGAGAUUAGCUUCGCCGCCGCGCCCAAUCGCCCCGCCCUGCUGCUCCCCGCCGCCGAUUCCGUCCCCCGUCCACCGCCAUGGAUCGCAGCAGCAGCAGCAGCAGCAACAGCAACCCGCAUCUCGGGGUCAACAAGCUCGGCCGCAACAUCCGCAAGGCCACGCCACCGCCGCCGCAGCCGCAGCCGCCGUCACGCCCGCCGCAGCCGCAGCCGCAGGUCUACAACAUCAGCAAGAACCAGUUCCGCGACAUAGUCCAGCAGCUCACCGCGGGGACCCCCUCCCCGCCUCCGCCGCAGCCACAGCACCAGCACCACCCGCACCGCCCGCUGCCGCCGCAGCACCAGCAGCCCAAGCCCCCAUCCAUGCGCCUUCAGAAGAUCCGCCCGCCUCCCAUCUCCACCCCCGUCGCGCGGCCCCCUCCCGUCCACAACCACCAGAUCCCCAACCCUAACCACAACCCCGCCUUCCACCGCCCACCGCCGCCGCAGCCCAUGCCCAUGCCUAUGCCUGGUCCCCCCGUCUGGGCUGACUCACCGGUCACCGCCUACAUGCGCAUCCUCGAGAACUCCCUCUUCAGCGCCACCCCGCCAGGCGCCGCCGCCGCCGCUGCCGCUGCCGCCGCUGCUGCUACGGGACAACAGGCCCCUCCGCACCACCCUCAUCCCCCACCCCCGCCGCCGGUGCCGUCGCCAGGGAUACUCCCCUCGCCGAGCGGCUUUCUCAACCUGCUCUCGCCCACGCCCAGGUCGCCCUACCCGCUGCUAUCGCCGGGCUUCCAGCACCCGGGGCCACUCACGCCCAACUUCCCCGCGCUGUCGCCGCUGCCGGGCACUGGGAUCCUGGGUCCAGGGCCCAUGGCUCCGCCGUCGCCUGGCCUCUGGUUCCCGCAGUCGCCGUCAGGGCUGCUCUCGCCCUCCGGGUUCUUGCCAAUUCUGAGCCCAAGGUGGAGAGAGAUGUAGUGCACAUCGCUCGCCGCAGCGCAGCACAAAGCUCCCGUGAAGGCCACAGCCGGGUAACAUUUGACGCUAGGGUUGUAGCUACUGUGAGGUGAAUUGGUCGCUGCCCCGGAGAUGGGCGCAGGUGGGUUGCAGCUUCGGACACCACUAUUUGUUGCUCUCACUUACUGCUUGUGUGAUUAGUCAGUCAUUAUAUCAGUCAGUCUAUAAGGUGGUUGCUCAUAUAUUUGUAAUUGUAUAACUGGGAAAGUUUUUAAUUCAUUCACUUCUCUUAGCUGCAAAAACCUGGACAGCAAAAACUGGGCAUGUUGUAGUUUAGACUCUUGAGUGAUUAGGCUUGAAACAUGUAAUUGUAAAACUUUAGUUCAUUAAAGAUUAGCCCUUUCUCACUGUUAUUUUGCUUACGAGUGAUGUUUGGUUUACCUACUCUUGAGCAGAAUGUUUGCCCUACCUUUUUCUUUCCUAGGGGGAAGCUAACUUUUAGACAUCAGCUUGACAGGAGAUCAGCAACUCUGUCUUAUUUGUACCAACACCUAUCAGAUGAGAGUUGAGGUUUAGUACAUCAUUGUUAUCGCUAUCACUUUUUGAGCGCUUGCCAGAUAUACUCAUAUAUCUUUACAGUAAUAUGGAAUUAAUAUUCCUUAUCCCUAA
Messenger RNA from Oryza sativa Japonica Group (Japanese rice), 1711 nucleotides. Its product is annotated as protein HAIKU1-like. Lineage: Eukaryota; Viridiplantae; Streptophyta; Magnoliopsida; Poales; Poaceae. The record is from RefSeq and is a predicted model, not a curated record.